UUCGUUUUGCCAGAUCCCGAGCCUUUUCCCAGAAAUGCCUGUCUUUAAAGUAGUCACCGCGGUAGCGAUGAGAGCGCUGCUGGUACGCAACGUUUCCUUACUGUGCGACUGAACGACUGAGCGACUGUGCGACUGAGAGACGGAGGGACUGAGCGACUGAGCGACUGUGCGACUGUGCGACUGAGUGACCGAGCGACCCAGCGACCCAGCGACUAAAACGACCGAGCGACGGAGAUACUGCGUCAUAAGUGGGGCUGAUCGAUCACGACCAUGGCGCGAACCAGAUUCGCCUCGACCCUCCCGUCGGCCCUCCCUUCAGGCCUCUCUUGGGCCGCCCUUCCCUGCUGCUCCGUCUCUUCGUCGCGGCGUCCCCGCUACUACCGGAGGCAUAUCUCGUGGAGGGCGAUCGCGUGGAGGGCGAUCGCGUGAAGGGCGAUCGCGUGGAGGGCGAUCGCGUGAAGGGCGAUCUCGUGGAGGGAUCGCGUGGAGGGCGAUCGCGUGGCACAAUUCCCGACUGCCGCUCACCGGGCGGCGGCGGCGACCCAAGAAAAACCCCGGGACCCCUGCGUGGGCCAUCCUCUCGCCCUCCUUUGCCUCCUCCUGCUGCUCCUUCCCUCCGUCGCGGCGUCCCCGCUACCGUUGGGCUAUCGCGUGGAGGAGUACCCCGACUGCCCGCUCACCGGGCGGCAACCCGAAUAUAUCGCGGCUUUUCCGGCCGUC
Molecule: messenger RNA, 720 nt
Organism: Closterium sp. NIES-67
Lineage: Eukaryota; Viridiplantae; Streptophyta; Zygnematophyceae; Desmidiales; Closteriaceae
Source: the annotation of a GenBank genome assembly